AUGGGCUGGCCAGUGUGCAAUGCCACAGAGUCCGAAACCAUUGAGGAGGUCGCCCUCUGGGAUGGCGGCAUUACAUUUCAUUCUCUAGCGCUCCUGGUGGGCGGCGCUUGCGCUAUCAUCGCGUGUGUUGUAUCCGUGGCCCUGAUUAUGUUGCAUGCCACACAUUACAGCAAGCCGAUCGAACAGCGACAUAUUAUCCGUAUCCUAUUCAUGGUCCCCGUCUAUUCCAUUGUCGCAUGGCUCAGCAUAUUCUUCUACCAUGACUCUGUCUACUUUAAGGUCCUCGGCGACUGCUACGAAGCGUUCUGUAUCUCCGCCUUCUUCUCCCUCAUGUGCCACUAUAUCGCCCCGGAUCUACACAGCCAGAAGGAUUACUUUCGUGGAAUUCAGCCAAAGGCAUGGCUCUGGCCGCUGAGUUGGCUUCAAAAAUGCUGUGGUGGCGAGCGCAUCUGGCGGACCCCGCGCAGUGGAUUGACAUGGUUCAAUAUUGUCUGGGUUGGGGUUUUCCAAUACUGUGUUAUGCGCGUUCUUAUGACCAUCCUUGCGGUUGUCACUCAGGCUUUUGGGGUGUACUGCGAGGAGUCGCUAAAUCCCGCAUUUGCGCAUAUCUGGACCAUUGUCAUUGAAUCGGUCUCCGUCACCAUCGCCAUGUACUGCCUCAUCCAGUUCUACCACCAGACCAGCCAAGACAUCAAGCAACAUCAGCCAUUCUUGAAGAUCCUGUCGAUUAAACUCGUCAUUUUCCUGUCAUUCUGGCAGUCGACACUCAUCAGCCUUCUAGUCUCCGAGGGCGCUAUCGCAGCGACUAAUAAAAUCGCGCUGAACGAUCUCAAAGUUGCGCUCCCGGAGCUGAUGAUCAACUGUGAGAUGGCUAUAUUUGGUAUACUCCAUCUCUGGGCCUUCUCAUGGAAGUCCUACACCCUCGCCAACCAGUCAAGUGAAGUGACCGAUUUCUACGGCAACGGCAAGUCUGCAUACCAAGGUGGACGCUAUGGUGUAAGGGCCUUGGUUGAUGCCAUGAACCCAUUGGACCUUCUCAAAGCCAUUGGUCGAAGUGCCCGCUGGCUGUUCGUCGGCCGCAAAAGUCGUAUGCUGGACCCCAGUUAUCAGCCGCAAGACGAGUCACUCGGCCUCCAGCCACCCCAACAUGGCAGUGAGCUCACCCAACAUGGAACGGCUUACCGUGGCGCUGGAACGGCCAUGUCCGGAGGCCGAGCAGGCCACUAUGGCGAAACGCCCUAUGAAGAGGGCGAGGUGCUUCUCGCUCACGCACAACCCAAUCCCGAGAUCGCGCUCACGGGCACUUCACCAUACGCCUCGGAUUUCGAUGACCAUGUCCAAAACCCGUCAACUAGAUUUUACGAGCGAAGCCCGUCACCCUAUGAGGAUUCCUCGCUCCACAGUCAUGACAAUCUGCACUCAGAAUCGCUGGUCCACCCUUACCCAUCCAACGGUUCUCUCCGUGAGCAAGUUCCUAUGCCCAUGCCGGAUCCUUACCAUCCUCCUCCUCCGUACCCUGACAACCAUCAUUCAUGA
This is a messenger RNA of Penicillium samsonianum, 1536 nucleotides long. Its product is annotated as OSTA/TMEM184 family protein. The transcript has 6 exons. Gene Ontology annotation, biological process: transport. Bases 1 to 1536 code for a protein of 511 amino acids. Lineage: Eukaryota; Fungi; Ascomycota; Eurotiomycetes; Eurotiales; Aspergillaceae. Gene Ontology annotation, molecular function: transporter activity. The record is from RefSeq and is a predicted model, not a curated record.